CCAGUCAGCAAAUCUACACGGCCGCGCAAAAAUGGCCUUUAAAAUAUUAAUAAAUUUGAUAAUAUUUUUACUUUUAUCUUCGGGAACGAGGGAGGACGUCAGUGAAGACUUCUCCUCACAACAGAUCCUGAACCGAAGUGAUGAUGAGGUGUCCUUCAACGAUCCUGCAAGACCAGCCCUGUCCUACCCGACAUCCUUGGGCUUUCUGUUCGUAUUCUCGACCUUGCUCAUCGGCGUCGUAGUCCGAGCCAUCAUGCUGUGGAUCGGCAUGUGUAUCCCGUAUCGAGUCGUCAUGUUCACUCUCGGCGGGCUGGCCGGCUUCUGCGCUAACAGGUUCCCUUCUAUAAAACCUAUUGUUCACGUCUGCUUCAUAGAGGUUGACGUGCUUCUAAUCAUAUUUCUUCCACUCCUGAUUUUCCGAACGUCUUAUAAUGUUGAUGCUCAUUCUUUUUGGAGGAGCUUCCCCCAGAUUUUAUUGGUUGGGGUCCCUGGUGCGUUGUUGACGGCUCUAAUGGCGGCUUUUAUGGCAUUUUACUUGAUAGAAUCGUCCUGGACUUUCUCAACGGCUUUGCUGUUCGGGAUUGUGUGUUCGCCGAUUUAUCCUCUGGAGGUGGUAAAACAGUUGAAGGCUAUGAGUAAAGGGAAGUACAUCAGCGUUCUUUUACUCGGAGAAGGAUUGCUUGGUGAUGUGACGGUCAUGAUCGAGUUCACAGCAGUUUUUGGGUACAUAGCAGGGGCUUUAACCGAAGCUUCCCAAAUAACGCUGUUCCUAAUCCGAUAUGCAGGCGGAGGACUGCUCCUUGGACUAGUGAUGGGGAAAAUAACUGAUACCUUAGUAUCUGUUACAUACUACGAUCUACUCUGCGCUGUUACCGUGACAGUGGCUGGGGCGUAUCUAACGUAUUACAUUGGAGAGAAGUUUCUCUACGUAUCAGGGUUACUUGGAACAGUGAUAACUGGUGUCCUAGUCAGUAAUAAGAAGUCGACGAUAGCUGGCGAUGUGGAACAGGUCGUGUCGCAGUUCUGGAUGAUCUUGGGCCACGCGGCGAACACGCUGGUCUUCACUAUGAUUGGGGUUGUGAUCUUUGAGAAGGUGAGCGACGUGAUCAGCGUCAGACAAGUGUCGUUGAUCUUCGUGACGUAUACUACUGUGUAUUGUUCGAGGCUGAUGGUGUAUGCGGCCAUGACACCGCUGCUCCGACACAUCGGUUACGGGAUGACGUGGCAGCACUGCAUGGCGUGUGUGUGGGGCGGCUUGCGCGGCCCCCUGUCACUGUGUCUUGCGCUCAUCGUGCUGCAGACGCCAACCGUGUCGGAUGCAGGCGAAAUCUUUAUAAUCCAAACAGCGGGUCUAGUAAUCCUUUCCCUCCUUAUUAACGCUACAAGUAUGACGAAGGUUCUGAAGAUCCUCGGCUUGGCGGAGAUAUCCCUCGCGAAGAAGGCUAACAUGACGAACUGCGUCAAGCGCAUCAUGAUGACGAGGGACCGCUGUAUCUCAAUGCUGAAGAUGGACAAGUUCUUAGCUGAUGCCAACUGGGAUCUGGUACAGGAAGGCACUACGAUCAAGCACCCAUACCAGCUGCAGAUGUCCGGCCGUGACGAGGAUAGUGAGGAUGACACCUACAUGGGGUACCACUACACGACCUGCCCUGACUGCGAGCGAGAGAUACCCAACGAGCCCACCAAGAAAGAGUUCGCAGAGAUGACCAGGGAAGCCUACCAACGCGUCCUGAAAGCGUUGAAGAUCUCCUACUGGCGCCAGUACGAGCACGGGAAGAUCAGCAAGGAUGGAGUCAGAGUGCUGGUGCAAGCCGUGGAAGUGGCUGCAGACUCCGAAGAUGGCAGAGUUAAUCUGGAACAGCUGGGGACGCUGUGGAAACCAAAGACCCAUGCUGUAUGGCUUCGUCGUAAACUUGUAAACAUGAUGACUCCAGAAGCGGCAAACGCCCAAGUGCCGCGACAAAAAUGGCGGCAGCAAUGUUACAGAGUAGUCACCAACAUUUGGUUCGACGGAUUUAUAUACUUCAUGAUCCUUUGCAACACCCCUGUCAUUCUCUGUGAAGUGGCUCUGCCGGUACCCGUCUCAAAAAGCGUUAUGUUGACUAUUAGGGCUUUGAAUUUAUUCUUCUACAUCAUUUACGUUCUGGAGAUGAUCAUUAAGAUGUGCGCCUUCGGCUUCUGUGGUUACUUCAAGUCGCAUUGGAACAAACUGGAUUUCUUCAUCAUAGUGAUGGCUACCGGAGAUUUGGUCCUGGACGUGAUUGAUGCUCUCACGACUUGGGACAAAUGGAGUAACGUGAACUCCAGCUUCAUAACCGCGACCAAACUGCUCAGGAUGCUGCGGUUCCUCAGACUGUGCAAGCUGGCCAGGGUAUCAGUUCCAAAGAUCAUGGCUUACAUUGACCGUAUGAUCGACAUCCAAUUGGCGUUUGGAUAUGACGUCGGUAAGGGGUUCGUGACUGGUGCACAGGAGGUGUGCACACUGCUGCCUCAGCUGGUUGACAACAAACAGAUACAUGACAUGCUUACUACCAAACUGGAUAGUGAUAGGUUGGCAGUGACCCGUCAGCUAGGUCUGCUCCAGCGCGACCGGCCGUGGACAGCCAUCACCGUGAAGACGCGACAGGCGACCACCUCCACUCUUAAUAUUAUGAUACUUGAUGCCAUGCAGCUUAAGGAAGAAGGAUUUCUGGACGAAAUGGAAUAUAAGCUAUUGCUAAACGCGAUUCAGGAGAAGAUUCAGUUAUGUCGUCACAAGGGGAGCCUGGUGGCCCCCUCGUCUCCUGAGACUCAACUCCGCGCCGUCUCGUGGUUACAAGGAAACGAGAGGAUUGCCGAGUUCUUUCUAGAAAACUCUGAAAUACUCAACUUCAAUAUCAACGAUAUUUUGAUAUCUAGAGGUGAUGAACCGAAAGGCAUGUAUAUCCUGGUGUCAGGUCUUCUGGAGGCCACGUACAUACCCCCGGAUGAUGAAAUGGAUGAAGCCAUACCUAACUACGAGUUCUUCACCGACCUCAAGUUUGCGGAGCCAAGCCAGGACUAUAUCGUGUCCGGUAAUGCUGUUGGUGUGUUGGGGGUGUUAACAAACCGGCCUUAUAGCUACACAGUGCGGUGCGACUCCGCCGUGCAAGCUUACUACAUCACGCUGCCGAUCAUUAAGGAGGCGUUUAAUCUAGCCCCGCAUCCCAUAAUGGGCCUUGAGGCGUCUAUGUGGCGGGAGAUAGGCAUCAAGAUGUCCAUGAUGGUGCUGCCGACGGUGCCGGCGUACCACAGCUGGCCGGUGGAGAAGCUCAGCAUGAGGCUGGAACACGCCUUUGUGCCGUGUCUUAAAGCGUUUAAGGUGUUCGUGGUAAACGAAUUGAUGGAAGACAUAGUGUUGCUGGAUGGCAUCUGCCAGGACCUGGCCACCAGGGAGGUGUUCCAGCCGCCUUCUUAUAUACCUAGGACCGCCCACCGGCUGAUCUUCCCGAAGUCCUCGCAGCUGAUGGUGUCCGGCUCGUGCCCGGAGACCAAGCUCAUGAUCGUGCCCUCCAAGGACUCGGAUGAGCUGGACAUCAUGGAGGAUGAGGUCGACGAUCUUCAGUGUGAACUGAUAUCGAAUGUAUCAUCUCGUUGCCUGUACCAUCGCGUGGCUCGGCGGGUGUCGGUGGAGUCACGCGCGCCGUCAGCGCGACGCGGCCGCGGCAAGCGGCGCCGCGGGGGAAAGCGGGUCAACUACAGGGAGUCCGUUUGGGGCAAGCAGAUAUCCUCGCAAAUGAUCGGUGGCGCUAGCGAGAGGGAAAUGACGUCAAAGUAUUACAAGCCAAGCGUCGCAGAUGUGCCUGAAAAACUGGAGCCGACAAAGCCAAAAGGUGUCCAGGUGAUGGGCCCUACGAGGAGUAACACCGGCUCAUCCCUGCAACAAUCAGAGGAGGAGUUAUACAACACAAUGCUAUCGAAACUGAAGAGGCCUUCAACUGGAAACAGGAACAUGAAAUAGUACACAACUUGAAGAGGGUUUUGUAUACUUAAUGGAUUUUAUAUUGAAUGUCUACUGUUAAGCAUUUUGAUUUAUUUAUUUUGUACUUUAUAUCCAUUUUUAAUAAAGUUCAUAUUUAUUUGUAAAAUAAAGCUUUAUUU
Molecule: messenger RNA, 4119 nt
Organism: Trichoplusia ni (cabbage looper)
Lineage: Eukaryota; Metazoa; Arthropoda; Insecta; Lepidoptera; Noctuidae
Product: sodium/hydrogen exchanger 10-like
Exons: 23
Coding region: 32-3979 (1315 amino acids)
Biological process (GO): proton transmembrane transport
Cellular component (GO): membrane
Molecular function (GO): sodium:proton antiporter activity; monoatomic ion channel activity
Source: RefSeq, a predicted model, not a curated record